Brenthis ino (lesser marbled fritillary) is the source of this 759-nucleotide messenger RNA. The record is from the annotation of a GenBank genome assembly. NCBI's taxonomy places the organism in Eukaryota, Metazoa, Arthropoda, Insecta, Lepidoptera, Nymphalidae.
AUGACUGCAGAAAACGAACGAGAAAUUUAUCAUAAAUUAGAAGCCAUGAAAGAGAUCAGAAUGGGGAUGUAUAAUAUGGCUUGCAGGAAUAAAACGAUCACGUUGGAGCGCCUAAAACGAAGUAUACUAAAUGAGGUGCGCAGCGGAGACCAGGAAGGCCGCUGCCUGGCGCAGUAUAAGCGUGAGAUGGAGCUGCUGCAACAAGAAAAGAUGAGCCAUGUGGAGGAGCUUCGUCAGAUACAUGCUGACAUUAAUGCUAUGGAGACCGUUAUUAAACAAACAGAAGAGAGCAUGUCGCGCAAGCUCUCGAAUGCGUCACGUCUACAUGAAGAUUAUCGGCCGCUUAAAGCUGAAGUGGACCUAUUGAGGAGACAGUGUCUUGGACUUGACCGGUUACCUGAUUUACAUGAAGAAGAGGGCAGUCCUAUUACUCCCGACCGGUUCCCGGCGGCGACGCGCGCGCUGCCGGCGGGCGGCGUGGGCGGGCCGGUGGGUGGCGUGGGCGGGUCGGUGGGCGGCGUGGGCGCGGUGGGCGGCGCGUUCCUGGCGCCGGCGCCGCGCAAGCCGCCGCCGCCGCCCGCGUUCAGGUCUGCCAAUCCUGGUCUCGAUCAGGAUUUCCUUACCGUCUCGCUGAGGCAGCAGCCGCCGCCGAUGAAGUCGUGCCUGUCGUGCCACCAGCAGAUCCACCGCAACGCGCCCAUCUGCCCGCUCUGCAAGGCCAAGAGCCGCUCGCGCAACCCCAAGAAGCCCAAGAAGAAA